Molecule: messenger RNA, 1112 nt
Organism: Drosophila melanogaster (fruit fly)
Lineage: Eukaryota; Metazoa; Arthropoda; Insecta; Diptera; Drosophilidae
Exons: 1
Coding region: 55-834 (259 amino acids)
Source: RefSeq, marked reviewed
GAAAAUAUAAAAAAUAUACUUGUAUACACUUUUUAAAAUGUAGUCAGUAGUAUAAUGGAGGAGGUUUCCAAUACCGAUGUAAAGAAGGUGGAAGCAAGUACUCCAGUUAAAAAAACCAGAAGUAAGGAGGAAUCGCCUACAGAAGCUGGAGCAGGUCCUGUGCCACAAAGUUCCCAAGAAGUGUUGCUUAGUUCACACACAUAUAAUACACCAGAUGACGAGCAUUCCAUUUGCGAAACUAAUGAAGAUGGAAGUCCAGAAUUUGCUUCCGAAUCACCUUCAAUUUGUGAUAAGAAUAAGCCUAGUGGAGUACAGCUAGAUAGCUCCGGAAUAUCUGGAGGUAUAUGUCGUGGAAGUCUGAUGGGUGCAGAUUCAAUGGAGUCCGAACUUAACUCAGAAUCUAGUGGGGAGCUUUUAGAUAAUAAUGAAUUGAUUGCAAGGAAAAAGAAAAGAGAUUUGUUGAAGUCAGACGAAACUGAAGACCCCGAGGAAGAGUUUAGGAAACAUUUUCUCAAAACUUUUCAGAACUUGCCUAGAAUAUCACAGAUCUCAUUGGACGAUAACCCAAAACAAUCGCCAACAGAGAGCAAACAUAAUGCCGAAAUAGAUGCAGAAUUGCCAAAUAAUGAAGUUGCAGAAUCAUUAACAAAUGAAGGUGAUAGCACUGGCAAAGCAAUAUUACCAACAAAUUUGUCAAAUAGUGAUGCAGAAAACAUCGAGCAGCCGGAUAACAAUAUCGCAGAAAACACCGAAAUAACCUUACUUCAAAAUAGUUAUAUUCAAGAAAAAGAGAAUGCCGAUGAAAUUCCUUCCUCCUCAAAUAAAAAUAUGUAAAUUCGGAAAGUAUAUAAUUUGAAUAAUUUAAGUUUUUGGUAAACUAUCCGAAUCUGUAUAUUUUGGCAUAUAAAUUUCAGUGAUUUGGCCAUAGCAACCCAAAUAUUGGCUCAAAAGUGGAAUGUCAUACCUCGUUGAGCUCGUAAUUUCAUGCCCAAUCGAUUGGCGUUCCAAUCUGAAACUUUUAUUUUUUGACCAAUUUUUUCAAAUUUUGAUGAUGUAACCCCUUAUAAAAAAUGCAAAAAAUGGACAAAAAUAAAAUUUUCCAAAAUUUUCCU